CAAAAGUCAUACUGGCUGCUCAAGGCGGAGCCCGAGUCCCGCUUUGAAAAUGGCGUCAAUGUCAAGUUCUCUAUUGAUGAUCUAGCCGCAAAGGAAGAACCAGAGCCCUGGGAUGGCAUACGGAAUUAUGUGGCACGCAACAACCUUCGAGCCAUGAAGAAGGGCGAUCUCGCCUUCUUUUAUCAAUCCAACUGCAAGGAGCCCGGUAUCGUGGGAACAAUGGAGAUAGUGCGGGAGCAUACUCCUGACUUAUCGGCACAUGACCCGAAGGCGCCCUACUAUGAUGCUUCAUCGAAGCCAUCAGACCCCAAGUGGAGCAUAGUACACGUUGAAUUCCGUAGCAAGUACAAGCGACUCAUUGGCUUGAGAGAGCUACGGGAAAUGGGCAAGAUGGGAUCUCCUCUUGAAAACAUGCAACUGUUGAAACAGAGCCGGCUGAGCGUCAGCCGGGUAAGUGAAGACGAGUGGUCAUAUCUCAUAAGUGUUGCGGAGGAAAGGGGCGGAGCCAGCAAGACGGCGUAG
Molecule: messenger RNA, 522 nt
Organism: Truncatella angustata
Lineage: Eukaryota; Fungi; Ascomycota; Sordariomycetes; Amphisphaeriales; Sporocadaceae
Product: PUA-like domain-containing protein
Exons: 3
Cellular component (GO): nucleus
Source: RefSeq, a predicted model, not a curated record